GUGUCAUUGAUACUUUAGCUAGAGAACAUGUGUCCAGUCUGUGGUAAAUCAACACUGAAGUUGUACUCGUGACUGCUGUCACGGAAUAGUCUGGUGUUGGGAGUCGUGCGAUGAAGGCGGACGGCAACGACGGAGCGUCAUGCCGUCCUGGCAGUGCUGCUGGACGCUGAGGUCGUCGUGCCGGUGCCCGGUUCUCUGGAGGCUGGAAUGGACACUAAGACUCCACCGAUAGCGUUCAAGCAUCAGGAGAAGAAGCCACAAGCUUUCAAAGCUGACAAAUCGGCGACAAAAACUGGAGACGUAUCAUUGCCACCUCUUACACCACUGCCAAACGGAAGUUCACACAACAGAACGAAGAUUUUGGGCACACAAUGGAAUAAAAGAGUACCUUGUGUUACUAAAAGUCAGGAACGUACAAAGAAACGCCCAUACAGAGUACUGCACAUUGGAGCAACUCCGUUGAUGCAUGCUUGUCAGCAGGGUGACAGAUCCCGCGUGCUGAGAUUACUGAAGGAUCAGGAAGAGACAAUAGGAUACCGUGAUCGUACCUUGAGAAACGCACUCCAUUACUGCAUGGACGCGGCAACAGGGGGUGCAGUUGCGUCUGCUGCACCGGAACUCGUUAACGCUGUCGACGCUGAAGGACAUACACCACUUCAUCUCGCGGUUAUUGCUGGUGACACGCAAUUAGUUGCAGUCCUAUUAGCUAAUGGAGCAGACGUCAACGCCAAAGACCUGGAAGGACACAGUGUCCUACACUGGGCGACGGUAUGCGGUGAAGCAGAAUGUGUACGGUUGGUACUGGCAGCAGGAGCAAGACCUACAACUCCUGAUUUGCGAGGCGGGUCACCUUUGCAUUACGCCGCACAAUGUUGUGGUGCAGCGGUCACAGCGGAGCUGUCUGUUCCCAAGAAGAUUGGACUGAAAGUACUGCAAACACUUCUUGAGUUUGGCGCAGACGUUAAUGCCAAAGAUGAAGACGGUCGUCAACCGAUUUUAUGGGCAGCUAGUGCAGGAAGCGUCGAAGCGGUAUUGGCUCUCGCGAGAACAGGAGGAUCGGCAGCUGCAGGUGCUACUGACAAAGAUGGUUUAACUGCGCUGCACUGCGCAGCUUCUAGGGGUCACGCGAAGUGUGUUGAAGCUUUGGUGAAUCUUUGUGGCGCGCAACCGGAUCAUGUGGAUGAUAACGGGUGCUCGGCACUUCAUUAUGCUGCUACUCUAGGUCAUGCUGAUGCUACGGCGCUGCUUCUUAGGCUUGGAGCUGACCCGAACCGGCAGGAUCGCAAGGGUAGAACGCCUGCUUUGUGUGCUGCUGCCAAAGGUCAGCUGGAGACACUGAAGAUUCUUGCACAACAUGGUGGCUCUCUACAUGCAAGAACUGUACGAGGAACUGGAGUAGCUCAUGAAGCUGUUUUGUCCGGGCGAAUAGAGCUCAUUGAAUGGCUGGCUAGAAAAAAACCAGCGACUCUGGAUGUUGCUACACAUGACGGACGGACUCCGUUGCAUGUAGCUGCGCUUCACGGUUAUUUAGAUGCUUGUAAAGUACUUCUAGAUCAUGGCGCGCGAAUAAAUUCUAUUUUUCGAACUAGCAAAAGUGGUUCUAUGACACCACUGGAUGCCGCUUUGUAUCGUGGCCAUCGAGAUUGCGCGAAACUCAUUCAAAUGCAUGGUGGUACAACUGCGCAAAAUUUACGAAGUCACAGGACAGCUCCUAAUAGAGUUUUUGCCGCCAAAUUAAAAGUCAAGCGACGGGGUUCAAGUUCAGGAAGCGAAAGUGAUUCUGGAAGACGUAAUCACCGAGUGCCAGAUGUUUAUAUAGAAGAGCGUUGGGUAGAAAGACGUACGCGAAGAAGAAGCACUCCCAGGAAACACGAAGAUCGCCGGGGGAGUAGAAGUUUUAGUGAAGAAGAAGUGCGAUUGUCAAAAUCUUCACGUCGUGAUCGACGGCGUAGAGCUCGCAGUGAGUCGGCGCGUUAUGAUGACAGUGAGCCGGAAAAAAGGGAACGUAAAAAAAGUUGUCAUAAGAAACACUCGAAACACGAGUAUGGAGAGUCGUCGAGUGAACUCGAUGAUUACAGCUCAGAUGAUAUUGGUGAGGGUGAAGCAGAAAAAAAUAAUAAACGCAAUGUAAGUAAUGAUGAGGAUCGUAGUCUAAGUGAUGACAGUCUAGAGGUUGUUGUGGUGCGUCGUUCGCUGGAAAAAAAGUCUGAGAAGGUUCAGUACUCAGGGAGGAACUCAAAAACUCCAAGGGAAAUGUCGCGAGAAACCAAGAUGACGGAGACGAAACGUAAAAGUUCAAGAAGAAAAGCAAAAACCGUUUCAUCGAGUGGCAAAGAAGAAAAUGGAGCUGGGAGCGAGAGAAAAAUGAAGAGUCGUGAAUCUGCAAGUGAAGGAUCUGCGGGAAAAAAAGAAGGAGUAAGAGAGGGAAAAAGUAAACCGGAAAGACGUCCCAGGAAGGACACUGACAGUACAAGUCAAGAGGCAGUCGAGAGGGUCACGGUGACUGCUUUGGUACACAAGGAUCAGGCAUCAGCAGACACUCCUAGAUCUACUCAUCUGAUACACGGUAGCGAAUCUAAACAUGAAGAUUUUAAGAUGAUGGAUGAUGAGUUGUCCAAAAAUAAAAUUGAUGAUAUUUUAGAGAAAGCUGACGAAAUGCAAAAUGCUUUGAUGGCUAAAGCAGCUGAUCUUAAGAAAGAUGUUGAUGAAAUACGUCGACAGAUGUCUGAUAAAAAAUCGGCUGGAGAUGACGGUGGUAAGGGAAAACAUAAGAAAGCGUCUGCGUCAAAAGGUAGGAAAGAAAAUAAAAAUGAGUCGGAGGUUACUGCGAAGAAUUCCCAAUCGGAACUUUCGACUUUACAGAGUCAGCACGAGGACAAAGACGGCGGCGAGUCAACUACGAUUAAAGAUAUGGAAAAUCAGAAGGUGGAGAGCACUCAGGAUGAACCCAAGAGUAAUGUAGAGAAAAUUGAAGUGACGAGUGAGAGUAAAGUUAGUGAUGCUGAUGAAGAAUCUGCAUCAGAGGAGAGUCGUAGCACUAGCAGAGAUGGCAGUUCUUCUGCUACAAGUAAAAGAUCAGAGGAACCAAAGUCUCAAGCUGGAGAGUCGGGUAAAGAAUCUUUAGUUCAGGUGGAAAAAUCAGAUGAGGAGAAAAAUGAGGUUGAAAGUACAAAGACUUUGCCAGUUGAAGAAAAACAAGCAGAUAAGAAACAGGAUGAUAAAAAAGAAGUUGUGGUAAAUGAUGAAAAAAAAAUUGAGGUAGAUGAGAAAAUAGAAGUUGAGGCGAAUGAUAAAGAAGAGAUUGAGGUAACUGAUAAAAAAGAAGGUGAGGUAGAUGAUAAAAAGGGAGAUAAAGUCGAUGAAAAAGUGGAACAUCAGUCCCCUGAAAAAUUAGAAUCAACGAUAGAAAAAUCAGAACAAGAGACGGCAGUUUUAGAAGUUCCACAGUCAGCGCAAAAGUCUGCUGAUAAACAAGAAGCAGAAGUAUCGACAUCUGAAAACAUACGUCACAUUGAUAGUUCAUCUAGUUCAGCCAAGUCGACAAGGAAAUUAUCUCAUUCACGGCCUUCUACUGGCAAGAGUAGAAGAACUAGUUCCAAGUCAUCAUCUAAAAAGAGUCUAUUUGAAAGCUCUGAAGAACGGUCGCCCGACAGAAGUGCUAUUGUUGCAGUCAUUGAGAGUCCAGAGUGGGACGAGGAAGACGAAGAAGUGGCCAAAGAAAUUCGUGACGUUGUAGGUGAUGCUGAACCAGAUACUGACCCAGAAGACGACGACAGUUUAGGAGUUCUCAGAGUGUUACCCAGCACAAGCGAAGAAGAAAGUCCGAGACGAUUGAAAAAACUUUUGAGGGAAUCGAAGCGAGAUAAAUUACCUCGAGUUGAAAGAAAAACUAUCGGCAGCCCGCGAGGUCUUCACGCACAAAGUAAGCAACGUCGAGACAGCGGCGGUAGAGACAGUGGUAUCGAGCCAAGUCCAAGAGUUUCAAAAAUACCAAAACGAACUCUUAAAUGCUAUCCAAAUACAGAGAAGCAACAAGCGCUCAAUAUUGACACUAUUACCCGCGAUGUACAAAUAAGUUUGCGGAGAUAUCAUUUGGAAAGAAAAAUAUUCUUUCAACUAAUGGAACUCAAGAGAUUACAAAUAAGACACGGCAGAGCCAAUGAACAAGUUUUGGUCAAACGACAAGUUGAAAUGUUUCAUAAAGCAGGAAUGUCUGGACCAGCUCUAGGAGUUGCUAAAUACGAUCAACCCUACACAUUUAAGGAUUUUGAAACUUUUCUUUACGAACAACUGCGUCGGCUACAGAGAAGACCGCCGUCGUCAGAUAGAUGUACUGAUCCAAAACAAUGCACAAAAAAGACACAUCGCUGUCAUCAUGCAACAAGCGCAUACACUUCAGUGCCAGUGUUUACUUAUCUGGGCGGAGGAAGCCAAGAACGAGACGAGGGGUCUCUAUUUCCAAGAAUAGAGAGUCGGGGAAAGGGUCAAAUGACGGUAGAAGUAACCAGAGGUGAAGAGAAGCAAAUUAUAGCCUUGCCAGCUGAAAAAUUAGAUCGCACAAAAAGAUACUUCGUCACGUUUACAGUGAGGGGUGAUAACGAUGAGAGUGAUAUUAAGACUCCGCGCAACGCACAAAGAGCCACUAAAAGCGUGUGAAAUUUAAAAAACUGCCA
Molecule: messenger RNA, 4673 nt
Organism: Microplitis demolitor
Lineage: Eukaryota; Metazoa; Arthropoda; Insecta; Hymenoptera; Braconidae
Product: ankycorbin
Exons: 12
Coding region: 208-4656 (1482 amino acids)
Molecular function (GO): protein binding
Source: RefSeq, a predicted model, not a curated record